Molecule: messenger RNA, 1505 nt
Organism: Lingula anatina
Lineage: Eukaryota; Metazoa; Brachiopoda; Lingulata; Lingulida; Lingulidae
Product: transmembrane protein 220
Source: RefSeq, a predicted model, not a curated record
UACAGCCAGCAUAUUUCCUGUAACUUCCGGUCCUAAGUUCCUGACAGAAAUGCACGUAUUUGAAAUAAAAUGACAAAACCCCAGGAUGUAGAGGAGAGUUCCAUGGAAGGUACUGGUAGUGCUGGGUGGCAAAAGGCAUGGCAGGCCAUUAAUGUGGUUGCUGCUGUAUUCUUUGCUUUGGCAGCCUAUGUGCAGAUUAAUGAUCCUGACCCAUACAUUUGGAUUCCUAUUUAUUUCAUUCCUACACUGCUGUGUCUUACAAUUGCUAUCAAGCCUAUUCUUGUUGAAAACACUGCAUGGAGGAAUGUUUGUGUGAUACACAUGGCCAUUUGUUUGACUGGAACACUGUACUUAACUGUUACUGUAUUAGAAAUGACUUUAAGCACUAGAGUCAAUCCACUUCAGCAUGAGGAAGGAAGAGAACUUGGUGGUUUGAUUCUGGUCAUGGCAUGGUUGGCAAUUCUCAGAUUUUCUGGUAUUGGAAGCAAGAGUGGGAGUGGUCAUAUGGGAGCUCUAUUACUACUGACAGCUACUCUAAGCUUUGCACCACUGGUCUUCUGGGGAUUGUGCUUCAUGGGAGACUGGCCACAGCAUUCUCUCUCACAUUGCAAAGGAAUGUUUCCAGCCUAAGAACAACCAAAAUAUGUUCUUAAGUGGUAAAAUGGAUUAACUACUCAGUAAUUUCAUAUUUUAUUUAAAAAUACAAUUUACAUAUAUUUAGAUCAUCAAUGUCUGGUGCUUUUUUAAAAACCAAACCUUGUAAAUGUCUGGUGCUGCUUUUACAUCUUUUCUGAAAUAUUACUUCAAGUCUAUGAACAAUCAGUAUUUAAAAUACUAUUUGUAUACAAAAUAAUCAGUCAGUUUUUGAUAAGUAUAUUUAUGUUUGUUGAAUGUUAAAGGGCAAAUGCAAUCUUGUUUCUCAGCAAAUGUGACAACAUUUUAAGCCCAUUGAAAAAUGCAUUUGAUUAUAUGUAAAAAAUAUUCUAUGUAAAAAAAGAUAAAUAUAAGCAAUUAUUUUUUCAACUUAGUGAUGCAGCAUUCCAUACGUCAACUAUAUAUUUGAAUUGAACUGAUUAUAUGAAAUAUAAAUGGCAUCUUUAUAAGGAAAAUAUUUUGUGCAUUUCAAUGCUAGUUGUGUUCUAAUUUUAUGCUGUGCCAAUGUUUACUAUAUUUAAUAAAAUUGUAAUUUAUCAAAUUACAUGUUUGUCAUAAAUGACCAGUUGUUUUCCUGAUGGGUUUUUAUUCUUGGCACAAAGCUACGUUCUUCUUUUAAAACAUGAGACUUCUGGGUUACUGAUUUUAACAUUAGUCAACAUUAGAAAAUCUGAAAUCGAAGUGCUAAUCGAAAAUCAAAAGCACAAAAAAAUUAUCAAGCAAGAUUUAAUGUUAAUUCAUCUUUACAAUAACAUUUGCUGUAUAAAUUUACUUUCAAUAUACCAUUUCCGUUGUUUAUAGUGGUUUACUGUGUUGGUAUCUUGUUAAACGACUGGGUCACCAUUUUGUUU